Strongyloides ratti is the source of this 1734-nucleotide messenger RNA. Its product is annotated as WW domain-containing protein. The transcript has 2 exons. The coding region runs from base 1 to 1734 and encodes 577 amino acids. The record is from RefSeq and is a predicted model, not a curated record. NCBI's taxonomy places the organism in Eukaryota, Metazoa, Nematoda, Chromadorea, Rhabditida, Strongyloididae. Gene Ontology annotation, molecular function: protein binding.
AUGUCAUCAUCUGCUAAAAAACGUGCCGAGAUGGCUAAACAACAAAAACACCAAUCUAAUUCUAAUGGUCAUAUACAAAUUGUUAAAAAUGUUGAAGAUACACAUAAAUCAUUACAAGAAUUAAUAAAUGCUGGUGUUCAAGGACCAACAAGAUCAAGUAAUCAUUUUAGAAAAAAUGAGUUACCAGCAUCAUUUUAUAUUCCUCGAAGUGCAUGUAAAUCAAGAGGAAGCUCAGCUCAUAGUAUUGAUGUUUCUAGUGAUGAUGGUUUAGGUUCCUCUCCACGUCAUACAAUUUCUCCAAGUUCAUCAUCAUCAGUUAAUAUUAGUGGUGGAUUUCCUACAUAUCCUGAUCAACAUGCUGUAUCACAUACAAGGCAAGCUUCAGCUCCAGCCUUAAUAAAUUAUGAAAAUAAUGUUCAAACUGGUGGACAUGGAAUAGGUCAUGGUAUUACAAAACAACAAUAUCUUCAUUCAGCAUCUCAUCAAAAUGCUAUGGCAACUAAACCUCCUGUAGCACAUCAUAAUAAAUUUAUAGUUCCACCAACAAAUAAUAGUAGUAAUAAUAACAAUACAACAUCAUUUAAUUAUUUUUAUAAUCAAAAUCAGGCAGUCCAAACAAUGUCACAAUCUGGUAUGACUUCAGAUUACCCUCCACCUACUCAGGUUUCACAACAUAUGACACAUUCAAGAAGUGCUAAAUCAUGCGAUUUUGAUGUUAUACAACAUAAUGGAUUUUUAAAUCAUGGUUCAAAUCCAAAUAUAGAUUAUUCCUCAUCAUAUAAUCCACCAUCAAUUGGUAUGGGACAUUUAAAUUAUCCACCAUCACAAUGGAUGGGUGGAAGAGAAAAAAGUCAAAGUUGUGAUCCAAUGACAAUACCUUAUCAAGGAUCAUCUAAUAGUGAUUUAUUAAAUAUUCCUAAACAACAGGCACCAUUACCGCAUGGUUGGGAACAAGUAUUUGAUGAACGAGGUAAUCCAUAUUUUGUUGAUCAUAAUACACAAUCAACAACAUGGUAUGAUCCAAGAAUACCAAAAGAAGAACAAGAAGAAAGUAUAAGAAGAAGAUUACUUAAUGUAAAUGGACAAACACAACAAUAUAAUUCAAAUUUUCAUAAUCAUCAUGCACAAAGAAAUAUUCAAGUUGGUAGACAAAAUAAUGAUCAACAAUCAACAUUUAUACCACCAUCACAUCAUCAUCAUCAACAGCAACAACAACAAAUGAGAAAUUCAAAUAUGAUGAAUAAUCCAAUGAUAAGAGCUUCAAAUAUGCAAAGAGUUAAUCAAUUAAAAGAUGAAAGAAAUCAUUUAUUAGAAAGGCAACAACAACUUUCAAAAAUGGGAUUACUUGAUAAAGGUCCACAAGAAAAUAAUCAAAUAUUUCAAUAUUCUCAAAAUACAAUUCCAACAUCUCAUCAUCAACAUUUACAUACAAAUUAUCAAGGACCACAAAAUAAUAAUUUUGGUCAUUCACCAUAUAAUCAAAAUGUAUCACCAUCAUCAUCAGGUCAAUCACCAUAUAAUAUGGAUUCAAUGCAAUCACCAAUUAAUGAUAAUAUUAUGGAUGUAGAAUUUACGGGAUUACCUAACAAUAUUGAAAUGAGAGGUGAUAAUAAUAAUUAUUAUGAUCACUCAUUACUAGAACCAUCAAUAACACAAAUGGAUCCAAGAGAAUUUGAUCAAUAUCUUCAGAUAGCUGAUAUAAAAAAAGAAAAUACUGGAUCAUCAAUGAGCUAA